Aspergillus mulundensis is the source of this 495-nucleotide messenger RNA. RefSeq lists its product as uncharacterized. Lineage: Eukaryota; Fungi; Ascomycota; Eurotiomycetes; Eurotiales; Aspergillaceae. The transcript is spliced from 3 exons. The coding region runs from base 1 to 495 and encodes 164 amino acids. The record is from RefSeq and is a predicted model, not a curated record.
AUGUCCACUCGUAAGAGAAAGCAAGAGCUUGAUGAAGAGGAGGAGCUCCAGGCGCUUCCUAGCGACGAGAGCGAGGAAGAGGAAGAGUACGAAAGCACCGAAGGCGAGGGCGAAGGUGAAAGCGGAGGCAGCGAAGAUGAAGAUGACCUCUCCGAGGAAGAGCUUGAGGAGGAGCCCGAGGAGGAGCCCAAAGCUCAGGGUCCGCCUGCCCCGAAGAAGCGAAAGACGGCUGCCGCGCCAAAGGCCGAAGACGAGGACGAAGAUGAACUAGAGGAGGCCGAGGCUGAAGCCGAAGCAAACGGCAAAGCAGGCGGCGACGAAAAUGGCCUCGAGUAUGAUGAGGGCGAGGAUGACGAGGAUGCAGAGGCCGAAGGUGAUGAGGAUGAGGAGGAGGCUGACGAGACGGCGAAGACCAGCGCCCCCGCCGCAAAGGUGAAGGGUGACGCUGCCGUCGCCGCUGAAGAAUCCAAGGCUCCUGUCGAGGCGAAGGCUUGA